Molecule: messenger RNA, 2344 nt
Organism: Prionailurus viverrinus (fishing cat)
Lineage: Eukaryota; Metazoa; Chordata; Mammalia; Carnivora; Felidae
Gene: TOR3A
Product: torsin family 3 member A
Exons: 6
Coding region: 613-1779 (388 amino acids)
Cellular component (GO): endoplasmic reticulum lumen; nuclear envelope
Molecular function (GO): ATP binding; ATP hydrolysis activity
Source: RefSeq, a predicted model, not a curated record
UCGUGGAAAAGGGGUCCCAAAGGAAAGGGGCCCUCAAGUCUUGCCAGUGGUGUCCGAGAAGCCGCUCGGUGCCACAAGCACUUGAAAGUUGCAAACGUAGCCAAGAGAGAGCCCACAGUCCUCAGCCUAACUUCCUUGUAAUGAGACUUGCUCUUCCCCCGACCGGGAGUUUCCAAAAGCCAAGCAUCUCCAGACUGCAGCCCUCCGGCUUCCUCUUGUUGUGGGUGUGCUCCCAGCUGUGGAAAUCCGCCGUUCCUCGCGCCGUUUCACUUCCCCGGCGUCCCGGGGCCUGUCCCCGCUCAGCGGACCCGGCCGCCUCCAGCUCCCGAUGAGAAGACUGCCGGGGCCUCCGUGCAGCCGGGGGCAGCGCACACGCGGGCGCCCUUCCUUGCCAGGCCUCGGAGGAGCCCCAGAGCUGCCGCCGGUACCAGCGGCGCUCUGAGACCGCGGGCUCCCCGGAACAGCGCGCGGCCGGAAGCGAGCCCCGCGGUGGGCGGCGCCUGCAGGCGGCCUCGGGGUGGCCUGCGGGCGCCCGGCCUGGGCCUCGGUUCCCGCGCCGGCGCCAGUGCCCCGGAACGACGAGAGCCGGGCGAGGCCGGCGGCGGGAGGGCCAUGCCUCGCCUCCGCCUGCUGCUGCCGCUGCUGCCGCUGCUGCUGCUGCUGCCGCCGCGUCCGGGCGCGAGCCACGCGGGCCCGCCGGACGGGGCGCAGGAGCCCCUCCCGGGCCUGCGGGAGCGGCUGAGGGAGGCCGCCGCCCUGUCCCGGCGCUACUGGGCGCUCCUGCGCUGCCGCGUGUGGCCCGAGGACUGCGAUGGCGACGAGGAGGCUCGCGCGGGGCCCCUGGGCUGGAGCCUUCCCCUGCUGGGCCGGCAGUACCUGGACAUCCUGACCUCCUGGUACUGCAGCUUCCAGGACUGCUGCCGCAGCGGUGACUGCAGGAUCUCCAACAACCUCACAGGCCUGGCAUCGGACCUGAGUGUACGACUGCACGGCCAGCAUCUGGCCCGGGAGCUGGUCCUGACAGCCGUGAGGGGCUACUUAGAGCCGCCGCAGCCACACAAGGCCCUGGCUCUGUCGUUCCACGGCUGGUCUGGCACAGGCAAGAACUUCGUGGCGCGGCUGCUGGCGGAGAACCUCUACCGGGAUGGGCUGAGGAGCGACUGUGUCAAGGUGUUCAUCGCCACCUUCCACUUUCCUCACCCGAAGUACAUGGACCUGUACCAGGAGCAGCUAACAAGUCAGAUCAGGAAGACACAGGAGCGCUGCCCCCAGACCCUGUUCAUUUUCGACGAGGCCGAGAAGCUGCAUCCAGGACUGCUGGAGGCCCUCCGGUCACACCUGGAAGCCCAGGCCCCCGAGAACCACAGGGUCGAGUCCCCGAGAACCGUCUUUCUCUUUCUCAGUAACCUUGGAGGCAGUGUCAUUAAUGAGGCUGUCCUGAAUCUGCUUAUGGCCGGGUGGUCCCGGGAAGACAUUAAGCUGGACCACUUGGUGCCCCAGCUCGAGGCCGAGAUUGCCAAGUCCACAGACAGUGGCUUUGGCCAGAGCCGUCUUGUCAAAGAAAACCUGAUUGACUUCUUCGUCCCCUUCCUGCCGCUGGAGUAUCGCCACGUGAGGCUGUGUGCACGCGACGCCUUCCUGAGCCAGGAGCUCCCGUACACAGAAGAGACACUGGACCAAAUUGCCAAGAUGAUGGUGUACGUCCCCAAGGAGGAGCAACUCUUCUCUUCUCAGGGCUGCAAAUCUAUUUCCCAGAGAAUUAACUAUUUCCUGCCUUGACUGCAAGAGGAAGACUUCCUGAAGCCGCCUGCCCUCCUCUAACAGGGCCCAUCGGGGCAGGCUGGCCUCCCGCGGUCACUCACCCACACAAGGUGUGGGAAGAAGGCGGGCCUCAAAUCAGAAGCGGAGCCAGUUCUUUCAGUCACUUGGUGCCUUAAAAAGCCACAUUCUGAAACGUGGGCCAGGUGGUCGGAGAAAGCCACAUGGAAGAUACAUCUCAGCUCUUGCUUGCAGACGCCUGUGACUGUGGGACCCUUGGUGACAGGGAAUGGAACAAUGGAGCUGCUCAGGUUUAUGGGACGGGUGGCUUAGUUUUCAAGUUGUUCCCCAAGGGAAGCUGGGUAGCUUCUGUGAGCAGAUGAGCAAAAAGCCUCAGGCUAAAGGAAAAAGUACACAGAAGAAUUAUAUACAUAUAUAUAGAUAUAUAUAUAUAUAUAUAUAUGUAUAUAUAAAUCAUGUCAGCAUAGUUUAUGACUAAUUCUCUUGUAAAUCUAAAAGAAAAGUUAGGGGCUUUGACAUGCCUGUGUCAUAUAUAUAAAAAUUAAAAUUCUGUAUUUUUCUAGAA